Molecule: messenger RNA, 1684 nt
Organism: Benincasa hispida (wax gourd)
Lineage: Eukaryota; Viridiplantae; Streptophyta; Magnoliopsida; Cucurbitales; Cucurbitaceae
Gene: TAP46
Product: 2A phosphatase associated protein of 46 kD
Biological process (GO): regulation of signal transduction; regulation of dephosphorylation
Cellular component (GO): cytosol
Molecular function (GO): protein phosphatase 2A binding
Source: RefSeq, a predicted model, not a curated record
CUAACAUCACCGUUGGCCGCAGCGGCGGCUCAUUACUAUCAAACUCCGAUCGCCGUUCUCCUAUUUUCUGUUUUCUCUCUCCCAAGAAACUAAUUCUCAGAGUCCCAACUAUUUAUACUUCAACGUUGUUUUCCCGUUUCUAAUCGACGGAACUUAGGGUUUCGGUUUCCGAUGCCCGAAUUUUACAAGUGAAUUUAUUUUCAAUCCAUUUUGAAUCGACGAUUAGGGUUGCUUCCUUCGCGAUUACACUAAAUGGAGGACCUGCCUCUACCAUCGAUUUUCGAACAGGCGAGGAAAAUUCAUAACACUGCAACUGAGUCUGGGUCGGAUCAGGAUGUUGUGAGGAAGGGUUGUGAUGCAUUACGGAAGUGUGAGGACAUGAUUGGGAAGCUGGGUUUGUUCUCAGCUAACGAGACUAAGGAGGAUAUCAGCACGGGAAAUCUUAAAUAUAUUCUGGUGCCAUUUUAUCUUGCUGAGUUGACUGAGAAGAUUGUACAAGAUGACAGGAUACCGCUCCUUAGGGCUUCCCAGGCAAAAUUAAAGGAGUUCAUUUCGUUUUGUGAGACUAUGGAACUGUUGCCAAAAGAGGAACUUGAAACAUCUACUGAAGGAAAUUCACUUGCAGAUCGAAGGGCUAGGAAAAUUGCAAGGUUCAAACGUCAAAAGGCUGCUGAAUCAAAGUUACUUGAGAUAAAGGAGCGAAAAGAGCGCCGUGGACGUUCAAGCAAAGCUUCUGCAUUGUCUGCUCCUAUAGAGGCAGGAGAGGAGGAUGUGCUGGACGAUGAUGGAGAGGAGGAGCGUGAGGCUUGGCUUACGACCAUCACUUUGGCAAUCUGCAAGGCCUUUGAUUUGCUAGAGAUGCUGAAGAAGGAAGAGGAGAUGCUCUCUUCCAUUAAGGAAAAAGAAGAAAAGGAUGGGGACAAGAACUUUUCCAGAGAGAUUCUUGAUGAACGAAUGAGAAGAGCAGAAGCUUGGCAUCGUGACGGUGUUGUGAGAGCUCAAUAUUCGAAACCAGCACCACCAAUCACUUGUGCAACUUUUGCUCAGGAUGUCUUAGAAGGAAGAGCAAAUGUCUCCCAAGCACAUGAACACAAACAUCAGCCUAUGAUAUUUGGACCAGCAAGUCUUGUGAAUGGUGGACCCCUUACGAGUGAGAGAGAGAGGUUAGCUGCCCAGGUUUUCCAACCUGGCUUUAGGUUGCCAACCAUGAGCAUCGAGGAGGCUGGGCUGAGAGAGAUGGAAAUGAUGAACAAAUGGCAAGAGAGGACUGCCAAGUACAUUGAAGAAGCAAACUCUGCAUGGCAUAAGGACAACAAUCGAAAGCCUGGACCUAGUGCAGAAGACGAAGACGAAGACGAUGAUGCUGCUCAGGAGAAGGCGAGGGCAUGGGACGAUUGGAAAGACGACAAUCCUCGAGGUGCAGGCAAUAAGAAGCUUACUCCCUGCGGUUAGGAGAGGGACUGUAAUAAGAGUUUAUCUCGAUGUAUUUCGCUGAAGUUCUAUGAAUUCGGGAUCUGAUAAUACAGUUAUACAUGUAACGGAAUACUCUUGUUCAUGUGAGGUUGAAAGUACAGUUUGUGUAGUUUGAUUGUCUCUUACUGUAGUUUGGAUGGUAAAUAACUCUUGUACAAUGCUACCUUUUGGGCUUGUUCAAGGCAAAUUUACUGACAGGUAUUUGAAAUCA